Messenger RNA from Brassica napus (rape), 657 nucleotides. Its product is annotated as F-box/kelch-repeat protein At4g38940-like. The record is from RefSeq and is a predicted model, not a curated record. Lineage: Eukaryota; Viridiplantae; Streptophyta; Magnoliopsida; Brassicales; Brassicaceae. Gene Ontology annotation, molecular function: protein binding. The transcript has 2 exons. Bases 1 to 657 code for a protein of 218 amino acids.
AUGUCUCGGGCAGAGAAGAAGCAAUCGCCGCCGCCGUCUCCGAUUACGUCACUUCCGGAGGACGUCGUCGUUGACAUCUUAGCUCGCUUACCGAUAUCUGACUAUCCGAGAGUAUCUCUCGUUUCGAAGCGCUUCCGUUCGCUCGUUUCGUCGCCUGAGAUAUACGCGAGACGACGAUCUUCGCUGGGCUGCACCGAGCAUUGUCUCUACGUUUUCCUCUAUAACUGUGCCACCCGCGUGAACCGUUUGUAUACGCUCCGCCGGGGCAAUAGCAGCAGCCGCUUGGUCCUAAUCCCUGGGCUGCCUCCUUAUGGAAGCUUCGCAGCUGUGGGUUCGAGGAUAUAUGAACGAGGUGCUGAGUUCCAAGAGUUGAGGGCGUAUGAUCCAGAGCGCAAGUGUUGGCAAGUGGUGAAAGGUUUGGAUGAUUUGUUGGCUGAGAUAAGACGUGCUGCUUGUUGUUGGUUGCAGACUGUGAGUUAUGGUGGGAAACUGGUUUUGUUAUAUGGAAAAGGAGAAUUCUCGUGGUUAACCAAGGAGGUUUCGCUGGAAAUACGCAAAGGGGGUCAGAUUUGGGGUAAAGUUUAUCAGUGGUGUGAUGAUCAUGCUUUGAUCGCUGGUAAUUUUAUCAUUAGGAAAUCUCUAGAUGUUGUGCUUUGA